AUGAUUAAACAUAAAGUAUCAAUUAAUAUAACAAAAAAGAUAGCUUUAAUAGAUGGCAAAGAGUGUGAACUAGUUUAUCCAGAUGAAUGUUUAAGGUCAAAUGGUAAUUAUAAAUUUGAAUCAAAUUCUGAAAAUUUUUGUCUUAUGAAAUCCAAAAUUGAGGGUAGAGUAAAAAAAGUUUUUGUAAAAAAUGUAGAGUUAAUAGAUCAACUUAUUUCAAUUGGAGAAAAUAAUUUUUUUAUAAAAAAUUGUUCAAAUGUAGACUUAUAA
Hepatospora eriocheir is the source of this 270-nucleotide messenger RNA. NCBI's taxonomy places the organism in Eukaryota, Fungi, Microsporidia, Hepatosporidae. The record is from the annotation of a GenBank genome assembly.